Messenger RNA from Schistocerca serialis cubense, 697 nucleotides. RefSeq lists its product as uncharacterized. Bases 5 to 697 code for a protein of 230 amino acids. NCBI's taxonomy places the organism in Eukaryota, Metazoa, Arthropoda, Insecta, Orthoptera, Acrididae. The record is from RefSeq and is a predicted model, not a curated record. The transcript has 2 exons.
AACAAUGAGGAUCCAGAUUAGCGUAGUAUUUUUGGCGAUGUGCACCGUGUCCAUUGCUAAAGAAGCAGCCACUAACAAACAAGGAGCCAAGAAGAACGAGAAGCGAGGUCUGCUGGGUCUAGGAGAUGGCGGUUUCGGUUACGGCGGUGGCCACGGCGGCGGCUUUGGCGGCGGCGUUGGAGGUGGCUUCGGGGGUGGACUCGGGGGCGGAAUCGGAGGCGGCGGCUUUGGAGGCGGCGGCGCGGCCGCUGGCGGCGGACAAGUGACCUCCGUGACCAUCACCAGGGAGGUGCCGGUGGCGGUGCCACAGCCGUACCCGGUGGCCGUCGAGCGCAACGUGCCGGUCCCAGUAAACGUGCCCGUCCACGUGCCGGUGGACAGGCCGUACCCGGUCCACGUGCCACAGCCGUACCCCGUCCCCGUGGAGAAGCCCGUGCCUUACCCCAUGAGCGUACCCAGACCCGUCGCCGUGCCCGUGCCCCAGCCGGUGGUCGUCAAGCAACCGGUUCCCGUCAUCAUCGGCAGCGGCGGCUCUGGUGGCUUCGGUGGACUCGGAGGCCUCGGGGGAUCUUCUCUCGCCGGCCACGGUGGUUUCGACGGUGGAUUUGGAUCUUCGUCCUUCGGCAGCCACGGAGGAUACGGAGGUGGCGGCCACGGAGCGCACGUCAGCUUUUCGUACAUCGGACACCAUCACUGA